Homarus americanus (American lobster) is the source of this 2832-nucleotide messenger RNA. RefSeq names its product glycerophosphocholine phosphodiesterase GPCPD1-like. Gene Ontology annotation, molecular function: glycerophosphocholine phosphodiesterase activity. The record is from RefSeq and is a predicted model, not a curated record. Lineage: Eukaryota; Metazoa; Arthropoda; Malacostraca; Decapoda; Nephropidae. The transcript has 15 exons. Gene Ontology annotation, biological process: glycerophospholipid catabolic process. The coding region runs from base 799 to 2463 and encodes 554 amino acids.
GUUAACCAAUGAGGAAGUCGCAUACCGGGGGAGGGUCUGCACCUCCACCAAUGAGAGACCUGCGCCUCCUGCAUUGUUUCGGUGCGCGGACGCGUGCGUACCGGGCACUUGUGGACAGUGACUCGCCUGACUUGUUGGAGGAAGAUUGACUGCACAGUAAUGAGACAUUGAUUCACAAUUGGCUGGUUGUUUUGUGCAAGUAGUUGACACAGAGGUCGUCCGCCUGUCACUGUAGCACUUACGUUAUCCAGAGUUCAAGAUGAUCGAGAGCCGAGAAUGGGUGUUCCGCGUUACCUGUCAAGUAGCGCCAGAGGAGCAGGUGUGUGUGGUAGGGAAUUGCGAUUCUUUGGGUAUGUGGGACUCUCAGCGGAUGGUCCCCCUCUACCCAGAAGACUCGGUCGACAGUGAAGAGGUCAUAUGGUCGACUCCAAUUCAGAUUCCCUUCGUUGGGGUGGAGUACCGUUACUGCGUGUGCAUCAUCCUGGAAGCCAAGCCCGGUCUAUAUGAUCGUACCAUGGUUGUCAGACGCUGGGAGACCAAUUUGUGGCCCAGGAAAGUUCCAGAUGGAGAAAAUUCCGUAGAUGAGCCACAAGUGGAUCGUUUUGGCUCUUUUGGAGGGUUUGAGCGAGUGGACCAGGGGUGGCUGGUGAAGGAGUCCGUGGUCCAGCUCUUUGACUCUGUAAUUCCAACCUCUACAAUGACCCUGUGAUGCUGUUUAAGAGGAAGUACCAGAACAAGAAGGUGUGAGUGAAAGUGACGCCUCUAGACCUGGACCACAACAGCCCCCUUGAGCCUCACAUGGGGGGAGUGGAUGAGAGCACCGACUUUGACCUGUCCAACCUACGGAUAAACACCAAACCUGUCUGGCCCAUCACAGAAGUCGCCGUCAUGAAGGAGGGUCUCUGCAAGUUCCUGCCACAAGAACAGUUUGGCGUCGUGUGCAACAACGGGGACUACACGAUCUUCCAGUGCCAAAUGCUCAAACCACAGACCAUAGUUUUCCUGCUUGACUUCUACAUUGAGGGAUCCAGUGAGGAGAUCCCCAAGCACCUGGGAUGUUCCUAUAUAUUGCCCUCGAACUUGAAGGAGAACUAUGGUGUUGCAACACUUCCCAUCACCUCCCCAAAGCACAUCCCAGUCGGACAGCUGACAGUUCACUACAUGGUGGUUAACCCUCUGGAGUACGGAGGGGACAUGAGUGUGUCUUACGCACGCCACUGGAAGGACAGCUGGAAGGGACUGGAGGUUGGUCAUCGUGGUGCUGGCAACUCUUACCAUUCAGAGCCAAAGAGCUGCGCGAAUAUCAGAGAAAACACCGUCGCUUCCCUCAAGUACGCGGCAGAGAAGGGAGCGGAUAUGGUGGAGUUUGACGUUCAGCUGAGCAAGGACCUGGUGCCUGUUAUCUACCACGACUUCCAUGCCUGUAUCGCCCUCAAGCGCAAGAAGGAACAGGACAAGACGGACCUUCUCGAGAUCCCCAUCAAGGACCUGACGCUCUCUCAGCUGCAGGCGCUUAAGGAUCUGAGUCAUCUCAAAGAAGGCAGGCCGUCCGACAUCCUCUCUUACUGUGAUCGUGAAGACAUGGUGUACCACAAGAAGGAGCAAGGACUGAGCAGGUUCCGGGAUGAGGAAUUUGAGGACCACCAGCCAUUCCCCACAUUACAGCGCGCCCUGGAGAGCGUUCCAUACACGUGCGGGUUUAACGUGGAGGUGAAGUGGACGAUGCAGACAAGGGACGGCACAUUUGAGCUUCAGCAUCCCUUUGAAUUGAACCACUUCAUGGAUCUCAUUAUUAAGAUGAUUCUGGAGUAUGCUGGAAAGAGAAAAAUUGUAUUCUCUUGUUUCCAUCCUGACAUUUGCACGAUGCUACGCCUCAAGCAGAACCGAUACCCCGUCAUGUUCCUCACUCAAGGGAUAUCAGAAGUGUGGCCACCCUACGAGGACCAGCGCACAACCACGAUCCCUCAUGCUGUUUUGUAUGCUGUUAAUGCUGAUAUUCUGGGCAUUAACGUACACACGGAGGAUUUGAUGCGUGACCCCAGCCAGCUCAAGAUGGCACUGGAUCACAACUUGAUUGUGUUCUGUUGGGGUGAUGACAACAAUGACCAAGAGAACAUAAAAUUCCUCAAGAAAGUUGGACUCCAUGGUAUAAUCUAUGACAAAAUUGAUGAAUACAACACCAAGGAGAAGAAGGAAAGCAUCUUCCUGUGUGAAGAACGAGAAGCAACGAUGUCCACAGAACAGUCAGAUGGCACACCUGUCACAAAUAACAAUGCCAACGUUGCUCCUGGGCCCUCUGGCCUGGCCACCUUCACUGAUAUGGCCAUCCCUGCCACAAAUGGAAAGGCUUUCAAGUUGCCAAACCCUUUGAGUAUGACAAAGAGCACAAAUGUUGGGUGUACCAACAGUGACCAUAGUCAGUGCUGUAAACCUAUCUCAUUUAGCGGUAUUUUUACAAAGUGAAGUAAGAAUGGAUCUGUGAAAUGAUGUAACAUUUUGUGAUAUUGGAAGUGCAACUGAGAAUGUACUUUGGAUAAGUAAUUUAGAUUGCUAAGUAAAUCAAGUUUGAAAUAUAUUGUUUGAGUUGUGAUUUAAACACUUUAGUCUUCUGUUAUGCAAAUGUUUGUUAUCUUCUAUUUUUAUACAUUAAUUUUAGUGAUGGUAAAAUUUGUUAAAUGUAACAAAUCUACAUUGUUUUCUGCACAUGUAUAUUAUUGAAUCCAUAUAAGGUAUUGAUGGGGAUGAUUGCUAAUUGGACUACAGGAGUGCUUUGAUUUACAAAAGGGUAAGUUCCUGAAAAACCUUUUGUAAAUAAAUAUUUCAUAAAUUGAA